This is a messenger RNA of Penicillium canescens, 519 nucleotides long. RefSeq lists its product as uncharacterized. NCBI's taxonomy places the organism in Eukaryota, Fungi, Ascomycota, Eurotiomycetes, Eurotiales, Aspergillaceae. The coding region runs from base 1 to 519 and encodes 172 amino acids. The record is from RefSeq and is a predicted model, not a curated record. The transcript has 3 exons.
AUGCAUCUAAUCACCCUCGUCACAUCCCUCACCGUGCUCGCCGUCACCACCGCCGUCCCAAUGGCGAGUUCAACUUCAUCUCCAACACCAACAAGCGCCGUGCCAUCUCUCUCUUCACCUUCGCACUCCGGUUCGGCAUCUGCUUCGGCAUCCGCUUCCCCUUCUGCUUCGCCGAAUCCCUUCGAGGCUUAUUCCUGCCCCAAGGGGAAGUAUAAGAACUGCUGCAUGGGUGUUGAGCAGGCGUCUCAUGAUAUCCUUAAGCCGCUGGGCGAUAUUGUUCCUAUGGUUGGUGGAUUGCAGGUUAGCUCGGCUAUUGCUUACCAGUGCAAGCCGAUGAGCGCGGAGGAGCCGCCAUAUUCUUGCUCUGGACACGGGCGUUCUCCUAUGUGCUGUGACAGCAAGGACAAUGGCCUUAUCGAAGCCUGCAAGCCUUUUGAAAAGGUCAAGCAGGACUAUUACUCCCACAGAAUGCAUCUCCCCGAAACCCAGGCCGACAUCAUCAUGGACGCUGUUACCUAA